AUAAGAAAAACAUUAGUAUUGCACAGCGCGCGACUGUAACGGAGCAGCAUCCUUCACGCCAUUGGCUGUUAAAGUCAAAGUCACGUGACUGUAGCUAUAGCAGGUCGCCGCCCGUCGCCAUCACCUGACCGCCGUCGCCACGCCGGUGCCCCGCCUUCCCGUGUUGUUGUUAUAUCCUCCACAUUGUCUCCGCCAGCCCGCCGGACUAUCGCCCCCCUGUACCGACGCUUUGCGGAGUCAUUCCCCGACCGUCGAAAUGUCCUCGCUGCCGAAGCCCUUCUCUGUCUGCGAGGGGCCCUGCGAGAGCUGCGCUGCCCGAAGACGAGGCCUGAGCUCGGCUCUCCAUCAGCGGCUCCCAUCCCCGCUGCUGGCCGCCUCCGCCACCGGGUUGGUGUCGCUGAAAGAGCACCGGAGGUUGUGCGAGGGCAGGCGGAACCUGGCGGCGGCUGCGAUCGGAGGGAGGAAAAUCACUCAUCCCGGAAAAGCUAUACUUGCAGGUGGCAUAGCAGGAGCAAUAGAGAUCUGCAUCACCUUCCCCACAGAGUAUGUGAAGACCCAGCUGCAGCUGGAUGAGCGAGCCAACCCUCCAAGAUACAGAGGGAUCGGUGACUGUGUGAGGCUGACUGUGCAGGAUCACGGGCUCAGAGGGCUGUACCGAGGUCUCAGCUCCCUGCUUUAUGGGUCAAUACCCAAAUCAGCAGUCAGGUUUGGCACAUUUGAAAUGCUUAGUAAUCCGAUGCGAGACCACACGGGCCGGCUCGACAACAAACGGAGCCUCCUGUGUGGUUUGGGAGCCGGGAUAGCAGAGGCUGUGCUGGUCGUCUGCCCCAUGGAGACGCUGAAGGUGAAGCUCAUUCAUGACCAGUGUUCCCUCAGGCCUCGCUACAGAGGCUUCUUCCACGGAGUCAGUGAAAUCAUCAGGGAGCAGGGUUUGAGAGGAACGUAUCAAGGCUUGACACCAACUGUGCUUAAACAAGGAACUAAUCAGGCCAUCAGAUUCUAUGUUAUGAACGCUUUGCGGAACUGGUACAACGGUGAUGAGCCUAGAAGAGAAAUGCAUCCAAUCGUCACUGCGAUGUUUGGAGCCACAGCAGGAGCAGUCAGCGUUUUUGGAAAUACACCUCUAGACGUCGUCAAGACCAGGAUGCAGGGUUUGGAGGCCUAUCGCUACAAAAACACAUUGGAUUGUGCCUUCCAAAUCUUGAAACACGAAGGACCACAGGCGUUCUACAAAGGCACAGUUCCCAGACUUGGCCGCGUGUGCCUUGACGUGGCCAUAGUCUUUGUCAUUUACGAAGAGGUGGUCAAACUACUCAACGACGUGUGGAAAACGCAGUAAACCGGCAUGAAUGUGAAAAGGGGUCCGGGAGGAAGCAUGGACCAGUGCCUCUUGCUACGCACAACACAACACCUCUGUUCCAGUUCAGUUUAGCCGUCUGGAUUCUCCUGAGCAGAUGACGCGUCAUCUUGACCGGUGUCCACACUGUUAAGCAACAUAUUCGGUUACGUAGGCUCACUCUAAACCCAGCAAUGAAGACUAGAGCGGGUAUUUUUUUUUUUUUUCAUCAAGUGAAUUAGAAGUAGGUACGGAUUAAAUAACAAAAGGCUGAAAAUACGAUAAAAGGAGUAUUACGAACGACAUGAAACGAACACUUUGUUCUGAAACCAAAAAGGUGUCUUGAUUCACUGAGUACUUACCAUAUACUGUGCUGUGAAUGGACUUGAGCAAGCUUCUUGAACCACUGCAACCAGUCUGUGCAGCUCUUGGCUUUGCUUGUGGUGCCGUCAUGCUCGCAGCGUCCAGGUGACGGUUCAUGGCGAACCUUAGUGCCCAGUGCUGACCACAGUUCAUCUUUGCAUGAGCAUUUUUAGACUCCAACAACGAGUCGCGGACCUGCUGAGGCUACACAGACAGGUUUCGAAAGGGAGUGAGUUUGUAACUGAAAAUAUAAGCUCAUGUUGGUACAUCCGUCUUGGUUCAUGAACAUUGUAGAACUUUCUGUUUUUGUAGUCUGUUUUUUAUAUCAUUUUUCUUCUAGUCAGAUCUACCACAUUAAGGUUCUUUUUAUUAACCCUGGUUUGAUCUGUCAGACAGACUUUUGGUAUGCUAACAUAAUAGCUAACUCAGUGUGACUAGGAUCUUGAAAAAGGAAAAGGUUUGUUGCCACCUAGUUGUUAGACGACAAUAACUAGGAACUGAUCUGUUGAAAGACUUUUGACAUAAGUGAGAAGUCUCAAAGCAACAGAUCAAUUUUUGGGUGAUCUUAGUCUUGGACAAAAUCCUUUCUGUCUUUUUAAUCCUGUCUUCAUCCUCCAUCUUGUCCUUCCUCAUCUGUCCUUUCCUCGCUUGUGUCCUUCCUUCACUAUUUCCUUCCUACUUUCUUUUUUGUUCCCACCUUUCUACCCUAAUGUCCUACUUUCUUCCUCCCCUAUUGUCAUUUCUUUCUCCACUUUGAUCCUCUUCCUUUGCUCCUUCUUUCCAGAUUACAUAUUUAAAAUCUCUCCCAUGUAGGAAUAUUUGAAAUUUAUCGUGAAUUUAUGGUAUUUCAUAUUACGGUAUCUGGAAAUGUGGAAUUUGUCCACAAGAAAAAAUAUUCCCCUUUUAAAUAUUGUAUGUUCCAAUAAUUACCAGGUUUCACACUUUACACAGGGAUACAAAGAAGGUUGCUUUAUCACUUGUCAUUUGUUCUUUUUUUUCAGAAGGCAUUUACUGCCCAGUAUUGUUCACAGUUUGCUGUUUUGGUUUUUCAUAAAAUGGCCAAUUUUAAUGCGCACAUUCUCUUUAAUUUCUGUGUAAGCACCAACACUGCUCACUGUAGGGCAGAUUUAAAGCUUUUUUAUUGUAUGGGAGAUACCAAAAUACAACAUGACGCACAUGACAUAAAUGCUGUUGGACAAUUUCAAAUGAUUCAAGUUUGAUGUUCUUGAUGAUAAUAAACUUGUGUAGACCAA
This is a messenger RNA of Xiphophorus maculatus (southern platyfish), 2952 nucleotides long. It is a transcript of the gene slc25a1a, whose product is annotated as tricarboxylate transport protein, mitochondrial-like. Lineage: Eukaryota; Metazoa; Chordata; Actinopteri; Cyprinodontiformes; Poeciliidae. Bases 257 to 1339 code for a protein of 360 amino acids. The record is from RefSeq and is a predicted model, not a curated record. The transcript has 9 exons. Gene Ontology annotation, biological process: mitochondrial citrate transmembrane transport.